This is a messenger RNA of Drosophila biarmipes, 1623 nucleotides long. RefSeq names its product leucine-rich repeat-containing protein 4B (gene Lapsyn). The transcript is spliced from 7 exons. Gene Ontology annotation, molecular function: protein binding. NCBI's taxonomy places the organism in Eukaryota, Metazoa, Arthropoda, Insecta, Diptera, Drosophilidae. The coding region runs from base 314 to 1339 and encodes 341 amino acids. The record is from RefSeq and is a predicted model, not a curated record.
AAAACCGAACCGAUCGUUUCAAUUCCAUGUCUGCGGUUGAAUUGAACGGUUCCGGCCAACGUACUCGCUCCGUAACGGUCGCACUAUUAUUUUCCGACGAAAUAUAGUUCUUCAACCUAAUAAUUUAAAAAUAUUUUGAAGAAAUAUAUACAAAAGUGCCUUUAAAAGUAUAUAGAAAGCAAUAAUUCCUAAAAAGUGCAUAGAGGAAAAGGUGCAGUGUGUGUGGUGAAAUAACGAUCCUGCCAUUUUACAAGGAUUACCUCCUCCAACUUUAAAUGGGAUUAUACCUGAACACUUGAAUUUCCCAGUGAGCAUGGAACUGCAUUGGCAGCUGCUGACGCUCAUCGUGUGCCUCCGGAGUCUGCGAUCCGGCGGAUUCAUCCUGCAGGAAGAGCGCAAGUGCACCUACGGCCGCAUCGAGAAGCUACUGCGCAUCCGCUGCUACGACUUGGACCUCAAGGAGGUGCCCCAGAACCUCAAGACCUCGGUGGAGGUUCUGGAUCUAUCGCACAAUCGCAUCAGGAAGCUGAAAAGUGGCUCGUUUCAGAAGUACACGGACAUUAAGUUUCUGAUGCUCUACGAUAACAUGAUCUUAUCGGUGGAGGUGGGAACCUUUGAGCCACUCACCGCGCUCCAGGAAAUAGAUCUUUCAAAUAAUGGACUGACAACGAUUCCGCUGGAGCUGUUCCAGCUGCCGCGGCUGAGAAACCUCUACAUAGACAGCAACGAGCUGACAUCCCUGAAUCUCCAGGCGCUGGAGAAGCCGGUCCGAGCCCCUUUGGAGUACCUGAAUGUGGCAGGCUGCGAACUUCAGGAACUGCCCGAUCUGGGGAUACUGCCAAAGCUCUGGCAGCUGAAUGCCUCGAUGAAUCCCCUGCAGAACUUCCAGAUCGACAGCCUGGCGAACCUGUGUCACCUGCGGGUCAUCGAUCUGACCAAGUCGCAGCUCAGCAAGUGCGACUGCCAGCAGGUCACCAACCAUCUCAUGAUGCUCGGCGCCAGUCCGCAGUUCGUGCCCGUUUGCAUGGAGGCGCUCGACAUCCGCGAAUGUCCACUGCCCUACAAUCGGACGAUCCACUCGCCGACUUUCGCCACUUGCCAGACGACUGUGGAGUUGGCCGAGUCGCGCAGCCUUUGGCUCUUCGGCGCAGGCUGCUUCGGAGGCGUUUGCUUUGUGCUGUUAAUCCUCAUUUUCUGCGUGAUACACUGCCGGAGAAAACGCACCCAACGACGAAUGCGAAAUGCCCAGAGGCGAAAGCCGUUUGUGAUCUCGCCCAAAAACGCCAUCAACCGCCAUCCAGAGGACGAGCCUCUGCACUGUGAUACUGCCCGAAAAUAGCACUUUAGUUAGUUAAUUAGACGCCUAGUUAGUUUUAGUGGCCAGUUAUUUAUUAUCUACCAUUAACGCCUUAGUUUAGCCCUAGGACAACCGUCUACCUAGCGAAAUGCAGCGAAUCAUUUACCAAAAAUCACCAAAACUAUGAAAAGAACGCAAUCAAAGAGAAAUGCCUUGCUCAAAUGCCACCGCUUAUUUACCUGGUUAUAUUAGUAACAUACCUUAAGUGGGUCUACACAAGAGUAGACUUUUUAUAACGAAUGACAAUAAAUAUUUAAUUUAAAAAU